Messenger RNA from Hydra vulgaris (swiftwater hydra), 723 nucleotides. RefSeq lists its product as uncharacterized. Gene Ontology annotation, molecular function: DNA binding. Lineage: Eukaryota; Metazoa; Cnidaria; Hydrozoa; Anthoathecata; Hydridae. Gene Ontology annotation, cellular component: nucleus. The record is from RefSeq and is a predicted model, not a curated record.
AUGCAAAUCUUUACCAACGAAGAAGAAACAUCUUUAUCAGAUUAUCUUUUAAGGCCCUCAAAACUUCACUAUGGAUUAUCAACCAAAACAACACGAAAACUUGCCUAUGAAUUUGCAAUGACUCUUUCUAAGCGCAUUCCUAAAUCGUGGAAAAGUUUACAAAUUGCUGGGAAACAGUGGCUUCGUGGUUUUAUGUUACUUAGGAAUGAGUUAUCUUUAAGAAAUCCAGAAGCUACUAGUAUGGCACGAGCAACUGCUUUUAAUUGUUAUACAGUCGGAGAAUUUUUCACCAAUCUAAAAGAUGUUUGUCUACGACACAAGUUUCAGCCACAAAACAUAUAUAAUGUUGAUGAGACAGGUCUCACAACUGUUCAAAAACCAGUUAAAGUAAUUGCUAAAAAAGGAGAUAAACAAGUUGGAAGGAUAACUUCAGCAGAAAGAGGGACAUUGGUAACAGUUUGUUUUGCAGUCAAUGCAAUAGGAAACUCAAUCCCUCCAUUUUUUAUUUUUCCAAGAGUUCAUUUCAAAGGAAGUAUGAUAAAUGGUGGUCCACCUGGAUGUGUUGGGGUUGCAAACCCAUCUGGUUGGAUGAAUGUUGCAACGUUUUUAGAGUGGAUGAAACAUUUUAUUCAAAAUGUGAAAUGUUCACCAGCUAAUCCAGUGCUUUUACUUCUUGACAACCACGAGAGCCAUGUUUCAAUUGUGUGUUCAGAUUUAGCUUAA